CACUACCAACACUGCGAGGAAAAAAUACAGAGUCAGAACAGGAGACAGUACAGCUGUAUUCAUUAAAUCUACAGAAAGACAAAAUAUCGAGCCUACUUAUAGUACCAGCCAUCCUUCUUCAAGCUACCGAACCCCCCCCCCACCAAAAAAAUAAAACAAUAGAAGUGCAAUCCAUUAUUAUGGAAUUGCCACAGCACUCAGGGCCGUUUGAAAUUCUCAGCGGCAAACUUCCUGGAGAUGAUGGUGAUAAUCUAGGAGCUCCUAUUGCUGAUAUUGUUGUCGUUUAUGGGCUACAUGAGAAACGAAAUAUUUCCAGUCCAGAUCUCAAGAACGAUAUUUCCUGGUUCCAAGAUGUGCUUCCUCAUCGAUUUCCUUCGGCACGCAUCAUGACCUAUAACUAUAACCUAGUGACUGGUCCUCAAGAUUUCAUCUCUAUUGGCAGUAUAAAGAAUGCGGCACUGGAGCUGCUAAGAGAACUUUCUAGAGGAAGAAGAAUACUGGGACAAGCAGGGAAACGGGAUAAGAUUGCCGAACCUCGGCCUCUGAAACGAGCUCCAACACUGCCAAUAGACCAAACGCGUCCUAUAAUAUUCAUAGGAUAUCAACUCGGAGGUACUAUCAUAAAACAGGCACUUGUCUUUGCGAAUUAUGAGAAAUUAUAUAUGCCAAUUUCUUCAGAAAUAUCUCUUCUGGUAUUUUUUGGUACACCUCAUCGCGCAGCCACUCCGGCUCAGUGGGAAUCUGCUGCCGAGAUGCUUCUCUCGUCUAGCGGGUCAAAAGAAAUUUCUUCCUCUGUUCUCAAAAGUUCAUCAAAAGCAUUGAUGGACUCCUCAGCUGGAUUUAUGCCAUUUUUAGGAGCUAUCCCUGUUCUAAAUUUUUAUGAUAAUAGACUCCAUAUGGUUAGUAUUUUAUACCUGUAUUCUUUAUCCAUGGAUACUCUUUACUUCCCAAUUAAUAUCUAUUAUGUAGAGAAUGUUGUUUCAAUCUCAGCAGGAUUUCUAAAUUAA
Messenger RNA from Tuber melanosporum (Perigord truffle), 1007 nucleotides. RefSeq lists its product as uncharacterized. The transcript has 6 exons. NCBI's taxonomy places the organism in Eukaryota, Fungi, Ascomycota, Pezizomycetes, Pezizales, Tuberaceae. The coding region runs from base 387 to 1007 and encodes 206 amino acids. The record is from RefSeq and is a predicted model, not a curated record.